Phalacrocorax carbo (great cormorant) is the source of this 3412-nucleotide messenger RNA. NCBI's taxonomy places the organism in Eukaryota, Metazoa, Chordata, Aves, Suliformes, Phalacrocoracidae. The record is from RefSeq and is a predicted model, not a curated record.
CCCCCCGCCACGGGGCAGGAGGCACCGUCCUGGCAUGGCCCCACCGGUCAUCUGAUCCCGCCCCUUCCCAUGUCCCAGCCGGCCGGCUAUAAAUCCGUGACCCCAGUGCCCAGCCACGGAGAGCCCUGUGCUCCGGCCUCGCUCACCGCCAUGGGACGGAGCUGCUCCUUCCUCCUGCUGCUGCUCCUCCUGCCCCCGGGGCCAGGAGCCGCCUUCUCGCUUCUCCAGUACCGUUAUGAUUGCGGGGACUACAGCAUGCAGCUGCUGGUGUACCCCACCCACGGCCGCACCGUCCGCUUCAAAGUUGUGGAUGAGUUCGGCACCCGUUUUGACGUGGCCAACUGCUCCAUCUGCCUCCACUGGCUCAGCGCCGGGGCAGACGGCGCUGUCGUCUUCUCCGCCGGCUACGAGGGUUGCCACGUCCUGGUGAAGGAGGAUCGCUAUGUCCUGAGGGUGCAGCUGGAGGAGAUGCUGCUCAGCGGGGUUCUGGCUGCUUCCUAUGAAGUCAACAUGACCUGCCCACAGACAGGGGACUACGAGAUCCUCACGGACAGCAACAUGCGCACUGAGCACCGGGCCGGCCGGGGCAACAGUGUCCACCAGACCCAUACUGACAUCCUUGUCCCCCUGUCCCAGCCUGGCCUCCUGCACCAUGUGUCCCAGUCCACCCUCACCCGCCCAGGACCCCAGGUCCCUUCCCAAGCCCACUCGGAACAGGUUCACCCCGUGGCUCAGACCCAGCCCAUCCUGGUGCAUCCCGGGCUGCAGCCCCAACCCCAGCCCAGCCUGGUUCGCCCAGGGCUUCAGCCCCAGCCAGGCAUGAAUCACCCCAUCAGUCAACCCCAGCGGGACUUAAUACGCCCAGGCGUGCAACCCCCAGCCCAGCCUGGGCUGCUGCACCCCGGAGCUCAAACCCAGACGGGGCUUCUCCGUCCAGGGCUUCAGACCCAAAACCAGCCUGGGCUUGUGCACCCCGGGGCUCAAACCCAACCAGGUCGUCUUCGCCCGGGGCUUCAGACCCAAAACCAGCCUGGGCUUGUGCACCCCGGAGCUCAAACCCAACCAGGUCAUCUUCGUCCAGGGCUUCAGACCCAAAACCAGCCUGGGCUUGUGCACCCCGGGGCUCAAACCCAACCAGGUCAUCUUCGUCCAGGGCUUCAGACCCAAAACCAGCCUGGGCUUGUGCACCCCGGAGCUCAAACCCAACCAGGUCAUCUUCGUCCAGGGCUUCAGACCCAAAACCAGCCUGGGCUUGUGCACCCCGGGGCUCAAACCCAACCAGGUCAUCUUCGUCCAGGGCUUCAGACCCAAAACCAGCCUGGGCUUGUGCACCCCGGGGCUCAAACCCAACCAGGGCUUCUUCGUCCAGGGCUUGUGCCCCAAAACCAGCCUGGGCUUGUGCACCCCAGAGCUCAAACCCAACCAGGUCAUCUUCGUCCAGGGCUUCAGACCCAAAACCAGCCUGGGCUUGUGCACCCCGGGGCUCAAACCCAACCAGGUCAUCUUCGCCCAGGGCUUCAGACCCAAAACCAGCCUGGGCUGGCGCUCCCUGGCGUCCAGUCUGGCUUAAUGCACGCUAGUGCUCAGGCUCAAGGAGGCUUUGUACGCCCAGGAUCUCAGCCCCAAAGCCAGCCGGGCUUAGUUCGCCCCGGCCUUCAGACCCACUCCCAGGCUAGUCUCCUCCGCCCUGGGCUCCAGAGCCAAGCUGGGCUGCCUCACCCCGGCUCCCAGUCCCAGGCAGGCCUGGUGCGCCCGGCUCUCCAGAGCCAAGCCAGGCAGGUACAUCCAGGCCAUCCCCGACCAGGUCUAGUGCCCCCGGGAUUUCAGUCCCGACCAGGUUUGGUACGCCCUGGACUUCAGGCUCAGCCCCAGCCAGGUCUGGUGCGCCCGGGAUUGCAGCCCCAAGCCCAGCCUGGCUUGCUGCACCCCGGGCUUCAAUCCCAGGCCAGUCUGCUGCAAUCCACGGCUCUCUUCUACCCCUCCGCAGGGGCAGGCACCCAGCUGACGCGGGAGCAGUGCCAAGUGGUGGUGGGGAAGAUGCCCUGCAUGGCACCGCAGGGCCGGGAAGCAUGCCUGCAGGCGGGCUGCUGCUACGAUGACAUGGACCGCGUCGUGCCCUGCUAUUAUGGGAACACGGCCACCGUGCAGUGCCUGCUGGACGGGCACUUUGUCCUGGUGGUGCCGCGGGGCCUCACCACCCAGCCCUACAACCUGGACAGCGUGCGCCUCGCCAGCACCCAGGCCGGCUGCGAGCCCGUCAGGGUGACGGAGACCUUCGUCAUGUUCCGCUUCCCCGUCACACAGUGCGGCACCACAGUCCAAGUGAUCGAGGACCGACUGAUCUAUGAGAACCAGCUGAUCUCUACCAUCGAUGUCCAGGGGGCCCCCCGCGGCUCCAUCACACGGGACAGCACCUACAUCCUUCAGGCUCGUUGCAUCUACAAUGCCAGCGACCUCCUGCCGCUCCGCAUGGAGGUGGCCGUGCCCCCCACGGCCGCCCCCCUGGCCAUGCCCGGACCACUGGGGCUCCAGCUCCGCAUCGCCACCGACGAGAGCUACACCUCCUACCACCCCGACGGCGACUACCCCUUGGUGAGGGUGCUCCGUGAUCCCAUCUACGUGGAGGUUCGCCUCCUGCAGAAGACGGACCCCAACCUGGUGCUGGUCCUGCACCACUGCUGGGCGUCCCCCAGCACUGACGCCGCGGCUGAGCCCCAGUGGCCCAUCCUGGUGGACGGGUGCCCCUUCACAGGGGACAACUACAGGACUCAGCUCGUGCCGGUGGGACCGGCCUCGCCGCAGCUGCCCUUCCCAAGCCACUACCAGCGCUUCGCCGUCUCCACCUUCACCUUCGUGGAGCCCCCUUCCAUGGCAGUGCUGGAGGGAGAGGUGUACAUUUCAUGCAGCGCUUCCGUGUGCCACCUCGCCCAGCCCGAGCCCUGCCGGCCCUCCUGCCAGCUGGGAGUGCCCUCACGAGCGCGGCGGUCUCUGGGGUACAAGAGGACAGCCGAAGCCAUGACCACAGCCACCUCCCAAGGACGUAUCAUCUUCCCAAAGGUCCCCAAGCUGCGGCGAGGCUGAGCCUGGAGCCAGAUGCCGCCCGACAGCUCCAGGCAAGCGGGAUAAAUAAACCAGUGCAAAGCAGGGCUCAGGCUGGAGGCUGUGCUCGUGGUUUGUCCCUGGGGGACGGGAGGAAAGAGGAAGGGCCCUUGUCCCCAUCCCGGAGCCGGCAGCACCCACAGCUCCCUCCUCAGCGCCGCUGGCUGGGGGCUGUGACCCCCGUCCCCGUCCCACCCCACGCUUCUGCCUGCACUGUCGGAGCCUCCUCGCCUCGGUGAUACAUCCCGGCCCUUCACAGGAGCCCUCCGUAUUCCCGGGACGACACUGGCACACACCGCUACGGUGAAUAGUU